Aspergillus terreus NIH2624 is the source of this 1425-nucleotide messenger RNA. RefSeq lists its product as uncharacterized. NCBI's taxonomy places the organism in Eukaryota, Fungi, Ascomycota, Eurotiomycetes, Eurotiales, Aspergillaceae. Gene Ontology annotation, molecular function: oxidoreductase activity; FAD binding. Bases 1 to 1425 code for a protein of 474 amino acids. The record is from RefSeq and is a predicted model, not a curated record. The transcript is spliced from 3 exons.
AUGGUUCUUUCAGGUCGGGAUGGCCCAUGGUCCCAAGGGCAGAGCAUACUCUCGCAGAGUCAUGUCGACACAUUUGGGAGUGGAAUUGAGCAGCCCUGCAGCAGAGUGUGCCAAGUGCUCUCCCUGGACCUGCCCGGGACCGUCCUUACCCAGGAUGACAAGGGAUACGCAGACCAACAGGUCACAUACUUUGCCCAACAGGCAGGGAACCUAAACCCCAGCUGCUUCUUCCUGCCUGGUAACGAGCAAGAAGUAGCCCACGCGGUUCGCCUCGCCGGCGAGGAGGCAUGUCCGUUCGCGGUGAAAAGCGGCGGCCAUGCCACCUUCGGAGGCGCAUCAAAUAUCCGCCAGGGCCUUACUAUUAACCUCGAACGGCUGAACGAAGUAACAGUCUCAGAUGAUAGCUCGUUUGUCAGAAUCGGCCCAGGCAACCGCUGGCAACAGGUCUAUCGUGAGCUGGAGAAGAGAAACCUGACCGUUCCUGGCGGCCGAACAGGAUCGGCGGUCCUCGCCAACGGAUCAAUCAUCAACGUCAACACCGACUCCCACACAGACCUGUACUGGGCGCUACGCGGCGGUGGCUCCAACUUUGCCCUCAUCACCCGCUUCGACUUCAAGCCUCUGCACCACGAGUUCAUGUGGGGAGGAAUCCGCAACUACACGAUCGACCAGGUAGAUUCGGUGCUCGACGCGUACGUCGACUUCGGCUUUCGCGCGUCAGAGAACCCACUAGCCUACCAGAUCACCACGAUCUACUACACCAACGCGAAGCACCACGCAACCGUCGACCUGUAUCACACCGAGCCGGAGCCGGACCCGUCCAUCUUCAGCGCGCUGCAGGAGGCCGUGCCGUACUCGGACACCACGGCGGUAAGCCGCCAGUCAAACAUCAGCUGGCACAACUACCUGGGCCAGCCGGACGGGUACCGCCAGAGCUACUGGACGGCGACGUACAAGCUGGAUCGGGACCUGGCCGGCUUCGUCAAGGACGUGUUCCUCGAGGAGACAAGCCAGCUUGGGGAUUUAGACGGGCUCGAGGCUCGGUGCAUCAUGCAGGUCUUCACGACGGAUAUCCUGCGGUCCAUGGAGAAGAACGGGGGCAAUCCGUUGGGGUUGGCUGGCUCGACGCACCCGUUGAUGAUACUGAAUCCUGCGUUUCGGUGGAGGGACCCGGCGGAUGAUAUGCGCGUUCUCCAGGCUAUUGGGAAUCUGGUCAACCGGGUUAAUGCGCGGGCUCGCGCCAUGGGUUUGUAUGAGCCGUUUGUCUAUAUGAAUUACGCCAGUCAGUUCCAGGAUGUGGUCGAGAGUUACGGGCCGGAGAACGUGAAGCGGCUGCGGAUGGUUGCGCGGAAAUAUGAUCCUGAUCAGGUAUUUCAGAAUCUCCAACGCGGGUAUUUCAAGUUGAGUGGUCGGGUAGGGUGGUAA